Mucor mucedo is the source of this 795-nucleotide messenger RNA. Its product is annotated as molybdenum cofactor synthesis protein 2 large subunit. Lineage: Eukaryota; Fungi; Mucoromycota; Mucoromycetes; Mucorales; Mucoraceae. Gene Ontology annotation, cellular component: cytosol. Gene Ontology annotation, biological process: Mo-molybdopterin cofactor biosynthetic process. The transcript is spliced from 2 exons. The record is from RefSeq and is a predicted model, not a curated record. The coding region runs from base 160 to 609 and encodes 149 amino acids.
UGAACCAGGGAACCGAAAAAUCAUAUAUACUGGGUUUUUUUAAAAAAAUAAGCCACGAUAUAUUAUGACACAUCGUUAUGACUGCUUAUUCUUGGGUCAUGCACCUUCUCAUGUUAUCUUCGCAUUCAUUUACGGGAAUUUUGGUAACCUUAGGUCAAUAUGAGUCAGUCAGACACUGUCGAAAUUUCUGGUGACCAUCUACCUACAUUAGACCAUGUAACCGCAUUGGUACAAGAUGACGGUGCUGGAGCUAUUACUACCUUUUCUGGCACAACGAGAAACGUAUUCGAAGACAAAGUUGUUGUAGAGUUGGAAUAUGAAGCAUAUAUACCCAUGGCAAAAAAAGUCUUAUUAGAUAUCAUUAAAGAAUCCCGAGCGAAAUGGGAUUUAAAACACGUCGCCAUAUUUCAUCGCACAGGUGUUGUGCCUGUUGGUAAAACAAGUGUGAUUGUUGCCACCUCGUCAAAGCAUAGAGCUGAUUCGAUGGAUGCAGCCAGGUACCUUAUUGAUGAAUUAAAAGACAGAUGCCCCAUUUGGAAAAAAGAGGUAUACGAAAACGGGAGUGUUUGGAAAGGUGCAUGUUCCGGCCAGCAUAAUGCCCAGAAAUAGCGUGUCGUUCUAGAAGGAAAAUAAAACAAGAUAGUGUUUUCUAUUCAAUCACUAUCGGCUAACUCUUCUGUAUACCUGUAUAUGCUUUAAAAGUGUAGCGUUUUCGUAAAGCCAAAAAUAAAAAAGGUGGCAUUUCUUUCAAUGAAAUAAUCAUUUGCAAUGCUCACAGUCAAAAUUAGUCUCAAC